AACUUCAGCAACAAUGUCCUCCCCGAGAUCCCCAANAAGUACAAGGCCGUCAUCUACGACGAGCCCGGCAAAAUCAGCACAAAAGUCGUCGAACUCGACACACCCACGCCCGGCCCCGGCGAAGUACUCAUAAACCUCACACACAGCGGUGUCUGCCACUCGGACAUGGGCAUCAUGACCAACAGCUGGAAAGCCCUUCCUCACCCAACCCAAGCCGGGCAGGUUGGUGGCCACGAAGGUGUCGGCAAGAUUGUUGCCAUGGGCCCUGGCACAGAAAAUGCUGCAGUCAAGGUUGGCCAGAGGGUGGGUGUCAAGUGGAUCAGUGGGAUUUGUGGCGGUUGUCCUGCCUGUUUGAGUGGGCAUGACGGUGUGUGUUUCAAUCAGAAGGUUAGUGGGUAUUACACGCCUGGCACGUAUCAGCAAUACGUUUUGGGACCUGCGGAUUACUCCGGCGACUUUGUCGUCCUCCUCGGCGCCGGCGGUGGUCUCGGUCACAUCGCCACCCAGAUGGGCUCCCGCGGCAUGGGUAUGCGCAUCAUCGGCAUCGACCACGGCAGCAANAAAGACCUCGUCCUCUCCAGCGGCGCCGAGCACUUUAUCGACCACACCACCUCCAAAGACGUGGCCGCCGACGUGCAAGCCCUGACCGGCGGACUAGGUGCGCAAGCUGUGUUGGUGUUGACAGCAGCAAACGGUGCUUAUGCCAGUGGUAUGCAGUUGCUCAAGUUUGGCGGCACGCUGGUUUGUGUGGGGUUGCCUGAGGGUGACUUGCAGCCUAUUGCAACUGCUUUCCCGCAAGUGCUGGUGGCCAAGGAGCAAAAGAUUGUGGGCUCUGCAGUCGGAAACAGAAAAGAGGCCAUCGAGACUUUGGAUUUGGCUGCUAGAGGCAUCAUCAAGACGCACUUCCGAACAGCAAAGAUGGAUGAGUUGACCAGUAUCUUUGAGGAGAUGGACCAGGGUAAGAUUCAAGGAAGAGUCGUCUUGGAUUUGCAG
Molecule: messenger RNA, 993 nt
Organism: Aureobasidium uvarum
Lineage: Eukaryota; Fungi; Ascomycota; Dothideomycetes; Dothideales; Saccotheciaceae
Source: the annotation of a GenBank genome assembly